Messenger RNA from Mercenaria mercenaria, 542 nucleotides. Its product is annotated as cobalamin binding intrinsic factor-like. Bases 210 to 497 code for a protein of 95 amino acids. The transcript has 3 exons. The record is from RefSeq and is a predicted model, not a curated record. NCBI's taxonomy places the organism in Eukaryota, Metazoa, Mollusca, Bivalvia, Venerida, Veneridae.
AAGUGAUACAAACAUUUACAACCAUGUCAAAUACCUGUUUUUGAAAUCUCACGUGGUAAAUGUCUGAUAAUUAACGUAUAAUGGGACCUUAAGAAUAUACAUGUUAAAACCACAUGUCACUUACCUUCAUUUUGUAUUUUCACAGAAAGACUUUUACCUUCACCAUUAACAAUCAAAUACAAUAGCCAUAUUUCAACAACAGCGUUACCAUGAAGAUCGAGAACCAUAAUCCACUUAUCUGCUAUAUGGAAAAGUCUGUUGAUGAAGACCCUGAAGUUUUCACAAGAUUCAAAACUACUCACUUCUCACAGUUAGGAUACUUUAUCGACUCUAUCAAUAGUAUAGCUGGAAACUUUGCAGACGACAAAACCUACUGGCAAAUAUUUAAUAAUUCAGUGCCUCUAACAGUUGGUGUUAGUACUUACAUUCCAAUGGAUGGAGACUUCGUGCUAUUCAAUUUUACUGUAUAUUCUAAUGACACUUAUUUGUGGAAAUAGAAGAAGUGUACCUCAGCAGCGACAGAUAUAUAUUCAAACGUUUUA